Molecule: messenger RNA, 1864 nt
Organism: Galeopterus variegatus (Sunda flying lemur)
Lineage: Eukaryota; Metazoa; Chordata; Mammalia; Dermoptera; Cynocephalidae
Gene: DMC1
Product: DNA meiotic recombinase 1
Exons: 14
Coding region: 77-1099 (340 amino acids)
Biological process (GO): reciprocal meiotic recombination; DNA repair; mitotic recombination
Cellular component (GO): nucleus; condensed nuclear chromosome
Molecular function (GO): double-stranded DNA binding; ATP hydrolysis activity; ATP binding
Source: RefSeq, a predicted model, not a curated record
UUCACCUUGACAGUCUCGGGGAGACUGUGGGUACGAAGGGGGUGAUUGAUUAUUUUUCUGCUGCUUACCUUUCAAUAUGAAGGAGGAUCAAGUUGUGCUGGAAGAGCCAGGAUUCCAAGAUGAAGAGGAAUCUUUGUUUCAAGACAUUGACCUGUUACAGAAACAUGGAAUUAACGUGGCUGACAUUAAGAAACUCAAGUCAGUAGGAAUCUGUACCAUCAAAGGGAUACAAAUGACAACAAGAAGAGCCCUAUGCAAUGUAAAAGGACUCUCAGAAGCCAAAGUGGACAAGAUUAAAGAGGCAGCAAACAAACUUAUUGAACCAGGAUUCUUGACUGCAUUUGAAUAUAGUGAAAAGAGGAAGAUGGUUUUCCAUAUCACCACUGGGAGCCAGGAAUUUGAUAAGUUGCUAGGAGGUGGAAUUGAAAGCAUGGCAAUCACAGAAGCUUUUGGAGAAUUUCGUACUGGAAAAACCCAGCUCUCUCAUACCCUCUGUGUGACAGCUCAACUUCCAGGAGCCAGUGGCUACCCAGGAGGAAAGAUUAUCUUCAUUGAUACAGAAAAUACUUUCCGUCCAGAUCGCCUUCGGGACAUUGCUGAUCGCUUCAAUGUAGACCACGAUGCAGUACUGGAUAAUGUACUUUAUGCACGCGCAUACACUAGUGAACAUCAGAUGGAGCUACUUGAUUAUGUAGCAGCAAAAUUCCAUGAAGAAGCUGGCAUCUUCAAGCUAUUGAUCAUUGAUUCAGUAAUGGCACUUUUUCGAGUGGAUUUCAGUGGUCGUGGGGAGUUGGCUGAACGGCAGCAAAAGUUAGCCCAAAUGUUGUCACGACUUCAAAAAAUCUCAGAAGAAUAUAAUGUGGCUGUUUUUGUGACUAAUCAAAUGACUGCUGAUCCAGGAGCAACUAUGACGUUUCAGGCAGACCCCAAAAAACCCAUCGGGGGACACAUUCUGGCACAUGCUUCAACAACAAGAAUAAGCUUGAGAAAGGGAAGAGGAGAACUGAGAAUUGCCAAGAUUUAUGACAGCCCUGAGAUGCCCGAAAAUGAAGCCACCUUCGCAAUAACUGCUGGAGGAAUUGGGGAUGCCAAGGAGUAGGUGGUGAAUUGAUGCAAAUUGCUUCUUAGUGCUCAUUAGGAGCUGAAGAAAUGGAGAAGCGGUUUCAAAUUUCAGAUCUAGAAAUAAGAGUUCGGGUUUUUUUCACGUUAUUUAAGGAAAGUCAGCAAAAAAGAUUUAAAUCUUAUAUUUAUCUUAAAAGUCCCUGACUUAUGAUAACUAUAUAUUGUAUGUCAAUUCAGGAAUAUGUGAGGUUACUUCAAAAAGUUCCUGAAUUAUAUGUAUAGAUAUAUACAUACCUAUUGAAUAGAUAUAUACACACAACUGUAGAAAACUAGUUGGGGAAAUGGUAACUGAUUCCCCUCACUUUCAGUUUUCAAAGUGAAGCACUAAACAGACAGAAAGUCUAAGAGCUCAGAAAUGUCCCAUUGUCAUAUAGAGUUCCCCUUGAACAUUUUUCUAGGGAACAGUACCACUGAUUUACAGAGCUGGAUGAUGUUCCAAAGGAGGGAGAUGUUUAAAGGAGGAAUGUUUAUAGAACAUAUAAAAAAGCUUGUUAUUUACAGAAUUAAACUGUAUAUUCAACUUUAUAGCAACAGGAAAGAAACAUUAAAUUAAGCCAAAUUUUAAAUUGUUUGACUUUUUGACAAGUUGAAAUUACUUUUAAAAAAUGUAUUUCUGAUACAUACAUAUUUUCUUGGCAAGUUAAAGAAGGAGGUAAUUAGAAAAUGUACAAUUUGGGAUGAUAAAGGUAGCAUGGUUUUUAUAUUUUAGGUUUUGGGUAAAGAAUUCAAAAUCUUUUUUAAA